AUGGAUUUGGAUCCACCGUUUUCAUCCUCUGGUGUUAGCCAUGAACACAUUAAGGACCCGCCAUUUAUUGGAAAGGAUAAUAAUAACUUCAAGAGCGCAACCGAUCUCCUCCUGUCAUUCUCGCUUCUUGCUGAGGAAAAUAAGGCAAAAAUUCAGCAUCUUGUAGUUGCAGCAAGUGAAGAAUUGAAACAACUGGUCCUGGAAAAAGAACCAUUUUGGAUGAUUGAUAAACAUUCAGAAAUGGAGGUCCUGAACAACACUGAAUACAAUCGUAGAUUUUCCUGCCUUGAUGCGACUUUGGAGGAAGUCAUCAGGGUGAUCACAACAGGAGGGCCUGUGGAGCUUCCUGAGUUUAAUAAAAAUUCUGAAACCCUGAAUGUUGAUAAGAGUUUCCCCAAAUUAUCAGCGGAAAAUGACUUUUCAUCCAUGGAGAUCGAGGCAUCCAGGGCAGUUGGGUUUGUCUCUGCUGAUCCUCUUAGUCUAGCAAAAAUGGUCAUCGAUGUGGAACAAUGGUCAAGUGCUUUCUCCAACAUUGUCACGAGGGCCUCGAAUCUUGGAAUUCUCUCAACUGGAGAGCUGGGAACUCCUAAUGGGAAUUUGCAAGUGGUGACUGCAGAAUUACAUUUUCCUUCACCGUUGGUUAGGACACGAGAAAUAUGUUUUGCAAGGUACUGCAAACAGCUUGGCACCGAUACUUGGCUAGUUGUUGAUGUUUCUUUGGAAAGUAUUUUCCCAAAUUUGGCAUUAAGAUGUCGAAGGAGACCUUCUGGCUGUUUAAUUGAGGCACUUAAUAAGGGAUCAUCAAAGGUAACCUGGGUGGAGAAUAAUGCUAUAAGUGAUGGUUCUUUAGGCGGAAUGUUCGGGCGAGCAUCAGCCCUGGCUUUUGGUGCAAAGCGAUGGAUUGCAACUCUGGAAAGAAAAUUUGAUUGGAAGUAUACAUUAGAACAAUUUGAUCAUACUACAUCACCCACAAAGAAAAAGAAAAAGAAAAAUGCCGGAAGAAAGAGUCUAUUAACACUGGCAGACAGAAUGGUGAGGAAAUUUGAUGCCAAUGUGACUUCCUGCUCGGCUAACCAAUGGAGAUCAUUGCCAAUAACUGGUGCAGAAAACAUCUUGAUAAAGACUGGCAUAAACCAUGGCCAGUCGGUUUCUCCUCCUGUUGUUACGGUAACUAUAGCAACUUCUGUGAGGUUACAAAAAUCGCAGAAAGAUGUAUUCAAAGUCCUUUGCAGCGUUAAUGAACGCGACAAGUGGGAUAUCCUUUCCCAUGACAGAGUGGCGCAGGAGAUUGAGCAGAUAUCUUUCGGACCCGACCCUGCCAAUACAGUGUCUCUCCUACUCUCAAUGCCCAGAUCCGUCAUUGAAGCUGAGGACAAGGCCAAGGCCAAGAAGAAAAAGGAGAUCAUGUAUGUACAAGAAACAAUCAGUGAUUCAGUUGGUUUAUAUGUAAUUUAUAGUCCUAUUAACAAGGCUGCAAUGCAUCAUAUCAUGGAUGGGAAGGAUCCCGACAUUGUUUCGAUUUUGCCUAGUGGAUUUGUUGUCUUUCCCGACCCAGAUUCUGGUGGGAGCAUCCUCACAAUAGCAUUCGAAAUCUUGGAUGGAAAUCUAUGCAACCCAGAGCAACAGCUGCCACCCCAGUCAGUAGCAACAGCAUACAGUAUAAUCAAAAUUACUCUGGAUUUGAUCAAGGCUGCAAUUCAACAAUCUGAUGAUCAGAAAUGA
Oldenlandia corymbosa var. corymbosa is the source of this 1722-nucleotide messenger RNA. The record is from the annotation of a GenBank genome assembly. NCBI's taxonomy places the organism in Eukaryota, Viridiplantae, Streptophyta, Magnoliopsida, Gentianales, Rubiaceae.